GUUCAAAAAAUUUCAAUCAAAAAAUUCCCGUUGUACUAAAAGUCACCCAGUUACCCAAAUGACCUCAAUACGAUCUGCCCUCUUUCACGUUGUACUAAAAGUCACCCGCCACUGUGUAUAAAUUCCCAAUAUAUACUACUCCGUUUACCGGUGGGCGUAGCUCAACUGGUAGCAAGGGAGUGCCACAAGGGUUAGGUCUCGGGUUUCUGCAAGUACCGGAGACGGAGCCCCACUCUCUAUCUGUCAGGUUGUGAUUAUAGUCCAACUUACAUCCUCCCAUCGUGCUGUUCGGUCGAUAUUGGGGGCCCUCAGAAAUGGGGUAUCAUCCUUUUUUUUUCAAUAUAUACUACUCCGCAAUAAGUCACCCGCCACUGUGAACAAUCAAUUUGAUUGUAAAAUCUUUGUUGGACCUCAUGGAUUACACAGCCAUUACCCCAUUUCUACUCUACCUUCCUCUCCUCUUCCCUCUGUAUCUCAUCUCUAAACACUUCCACCGGAAAUUCAAGAACUACCCGCCGGCCCCGUUCCUCGUCCUCCCCGUCAUCGGCCAUCUCUACCUUCUAAAGAAGCCUCUCCACAAAACCUUAACCAACAUUUCCAAGCGCUACGGACCGGUCGUCCUACUCGACUUCGGCUCCCGGAAAGUCCUCUCUGUCUCCUCUCCUUCCGCGGUGGAGGAAUGUCUGUCCAGAAACGACGUAGUUUUCGCGAAUCGCCCCCGCCUCAUGGUCGGGAAGUAUGUAGGGCUCAACUACACAGCCCUAGUCUGGACAUCCUACGGCGACCACUGGCGGAAUAUCCACAAAAUCCUCGGCGCCGAGGUCUUGUCGAAUACCCGCCUCCAUUCGUCCCCCGAAAUUCGAUCAGAUGAGGUGAAAUCCAUGAUUAGAAAGCUAGACUCGUAUUCAAAAGCGGAUUCUCCUGCUGACAUGAAGGCCGUGUUUUGCAAUCUCAUGUCGAACAUUAUGAUGAGGAUAGUCACCGGAAAAGGUUAUACCGGCGACGAUAAGGAAGUGGCUGGUCGAUUCAGGGAGAUCGUAAGGGAGGUUUUCCUGCUAAGUGAGGCCACAAAUGUCGGAGACUAUGUGCCAUCUUUGAGUUGGCUAUCCGUGAAAUUGGAGAAGAGCUUGCAACAGGUGCAGCUCCGAAAAGAUUCAUUCACAGAGGAUCUGAUUACAGAGUGCCGGGAAAGGAUGGUUAACGGCGGCGGCAGCGGGGAGAAGAAAUCGUUGGUUGAAGUGCUCUUGACACGGCAGGCAGAGGACCCCGAGUGUUACACGGAUGAAAUGAUCAGAGGUCUCGUGGAGGUUGUCUUAGGAGCAGGAACAGACACAUCAAUUGCAACAAUAGAAUGGACACUCUCACUACUCUUGAACCACCAACAAGUCCUAAAGAAGGCGCAAAAGGAAAUUGAUGACCAUGUGGGACACGCGAGGCUAAUUGAAGAAUCAGAUAUGGCAAAACUCCCCUAUUUGAAUUGCAUAAUGAAGGAAUCAAUGAGAAUGUACCCUCCUGCCCCUUUGGCAAUCCCACACGAGUCCUCCGAAGAGUGCACCAUAGCAGGCUAUUGCAUCCCGAAAGGGACAAUGCUUUUGCUCAACUUGUAUUCCAUCCAAAGAGACCCCAAAUAUUGGGAUGAGCCGGAAAGGUUCAAACCAGAAAGAUAUGAAGGCUUAGAAGGAGUUACUGGUGCUAAAGACCAUGGGUAUAAAUGGAUGCCAUUCGGGUCUGGUAGGAGACGUUGUCCGGGAGAAACGCUAGCAUGGCGUGUGAUUGGGUUGUCAUUGGCGUCAGUUAUCCAAUGCUUUGAUUGGGAAAGAUUUGAAGGCGAAUUGGUAGAUAUGAGUGAAGGAAUUGGUUUGACUCUGCCCAAAGCAUUGCCUUUGAUCGCUAAGUGCAAGGCGCGGCCUUUUGUCACCAACCUUCUUUCCACUUAUUCAACAACAUGAUUUUCUGUGUUUUUGUUGUUGUAGUGUAAACAUUAGUUUCAUUUAUUAUUACUCAUUUACUCAAAUAACGCUAUCAACUCGAAUUAGGAUCCGGUAGAGUUGCCCCAUUAUGGUGUUACUACUGACAAUAUUCUGAAUCAAUUAAUUAAAGUAUCCCAAUUAUUUUAUUAUACUUGCACC
Molecule: messenger RNA, 2129 nt
Organism: Cuscuta epithymum
Lineage: Eukaryota; Viridiplantae; Streptophyta; Magnoliopsida; Solanales; Convolvulaceae
Source: the annotation of a GenBank genome assembly